AACAAAGCGGAUCGUCUUAUUUUAAGUGAGGAAUAAUUAUUUCUUAUAUGCCAAGAAUAUUGUGUUUAUCAGCUAGCUCGGCUAAAGGCAGUCGGUCGCGUAUUGCUGACGCCAUACCUUUGACAUUGGCAUGGAGCAUGACAGAAGGCUGACACAGUAUUCGCUGUAGUAAUGGCUCUCCCCCAGCUUUCAAGAUCCCUUACUGGGCUCCUCGUAAACUCGUCGUCCAUGAUUAAUCGGAGGUCUUUUAGCGUGUCUGCUGUUGCAGCAGCCAUUCAGAAAAUGACUAGAGUCCGUGUAGUGGACAACAGCUCUCUCGGAAAUACAUCAUAUCACCGUCCACCAAGAGUGAUCCAUGUCUAUACCAAGAAUGGCAUAGGGAAAGUUGGUGACAAAGUGUUGCUUGCCAUAAAAGGACAGAAGAAGAAAGCGCUAAUUGUUGGACACAAAAUGCCUGGAGAGCGCAUGAGUCCACGCUUUGAUUCGAACAAUGUCGUUCUGAUUGAGGAAAAUGGGAAUCCUACAGGAACAAGGAUUAAGGUUCCCCUACCCACACAUCUACGCAAACUGGAGGGAGACUACUCAAAAGUGUUAGCGAUUGCUAGUUUAUUUGUUUGAUAACUGAAUCAUUCAGCUGCGACUUUUGAAAUCUCUACCGAGGGGUAUAUGAACAUUUUAUACUAUUUUUUUCUUCAGUUAACUGUAGAAGGAGCAUAUGCCCUGUAACAAUUAUUGUCUUAAGAUUUUCAUUGUUAUUAAUGUAUGUGAAAGACUCAAGUCUGUCUCUGUCAACAUGUUUGACUUUUGCAGAGGCCUCUCUAUGCUUACAAUAAAUAUAACCUUUACCUUGAA
Molecule: messenger RNA, 852 nt
Organism: Lates calcarifer (barramundi perch)
Lineage: Eukaryota; Metazoa; Chordata; Actinopteri; Centropomidae
Gene: mrpl14
Product: mitochondrial ribosomal protein L14
Exons: 3
Coding region: 172-618 (148 amino acids)
Biological process (GO): translation
Cellular component (GO): mitochondrion; ribosome
Molecular function (GO): structural constituent of ribosome
Source: RefSeq, a predicted model, not a curated record